UAGAUACCUAGAUUAUAAAUGCAUACAUGACUGUAUAUUUUACUGCUUCAAAGAAUAAUAAAGUCAUUUUAUAUAGGCAUUCAUCAGGUAGCUACAAGGAGGUGAUUGAAAUUCCUAAUAAAUCUGAACUUUUAUAGGUUUGACAGUAGGAAUGGAGCUAGUGUAAUACCAUCACAGUUAUUAUCAUGAUAACUAACAUUUGAGAGAUGUUGCUAGUUAGAUUUAGCUAAUGUGCUCACACACAUCCUUGGUGAAAGAGACACUAAUUUACAAUCAGAAACUAAAAUCCGUGUGUGACUUGAGGCAGUUAUUUUUUCUUUAAUGAAUAUAUAUUUACACUUUUACUUCCAUAAUUUAAGUAAUUAUAAGACUUUAUACUUUUCUACUUUCAAGUGAGUUAAAAAUUUUAAAGCUUUACCAGAGUAUUUUCUACAAGUAAUUGUACUUUCAUUUGAAUAAAGAAUUUAGGCACUUUUACCCCUCUGAUGAAAUUCAACAAAAUAAUCUUCAAUGGCCAUUGCUCUUUCAAAUUGUGACAAAUAUGUGAUUGCAUAGAAUCUAGAUUUAACGUUUAGCUAUGCGUCAGCUUUGAUAAUAAAGUUGCAGACUCCAUUAAAUGAAAACCCAAACAAAGUGAUGAACUUUUGCCUCAGUCACUGCUGACUAUCAAAGAGACCAGUUCCAGGAAAUCAGAAAGUUAGCUCAAGAGGAAGUACGACUGGAAGUGAAAGCGAUUCAACUAUAGGGAGGAAGACAGGGAAACACCGAUCUGAGCGUAUAAAAGAGGAGUAAACACACUCAUUCAUUCACACAAGCUUCUUGAUCAGUGACCAGAAAAUCAUUAAGAGACUCUUCAGAGCAUCGAGUGUGUUCAAGAGCAAGAGGAAAAUGAAGUCUGCUGCAGUUUUUGUUGUGUUUGCCUGUCUACUUAUUGUUCAUGUACAAGGACAGGCCAGGACCAGUGUAAGGAGGUGUUUGUGUCAGGGUCCUGCAGCUAACGUAGUUCGUCGACAACGUAUUGACAAGAUUGAAAUUCAUCCUGCGAGUGCAACUUGUGAAAAUAAGGAAAUCAUUGUCACUCUGAAGAAUGGUGCAGGAAAAAAGUGCUUGAAUCCGGAAUCUGAAUUUAUUAAGAAAUACAUCACGGCAGCAUUAGAGAAAAGGAGUGCAGUGUAAAGCGUGCACCGUGUCGUUACUGAACAGAAGAGGAAGACGAGAGAACAGAGACAGCUUGCUUAAAAUAUUUUAAAUGUUGUAAAAAGUGUACAUGUGAUAUGUCUAACUGUUUAAUUUAUGAGCGUUCCUUCUGUAUAUUGCUGGAUGUAUAUAGUUGUUAAAGAAACAUGAAAGAUUUCUUAAUAUAUAUUGUUUUUGUAUACUAAAGUACUAAAUUAUAAUAAAAUCAGCACAUAAAAGUGCUUAAAAACUUCA
Messenger RNA from Ictalurus furcatus (blue catfish), 1431 nucleotides. Its product is annotated as C-X-C motif chemokine 11-6. Gene Ontology annotation, cellular component: extracellular region. Gene Ontology annotation, molecular function: CXCR chemokine receptor binding; chemokine activity. The coding region runs from base 889 to 1176 and encodes 95 amino acids. The record is from RefSeq and is a predicted model, not a curated record. NCBI's taxonomy places the organism in Eukaryota, Metazoa, Chordata, Actinopteri, Siluriformes, Ictaluridae. Gene Ontology annotation, biological process: chemokine-mediated signaling pathway; cellular response to lipopolysaccharide; neutrophil chemotaxis. The transcript has 4 exons.